AUGGUUACAGCAGGACCGUCCUGGAAGUGGAUGCUCAAUGUUCUGCUCACAGCCCUGAUUCUGGGGGUCACAGUGCCUGUCCUUGCAAAUGAUGUUGUUUCCUGUGACAAACCCUCUGCUACUGGGCCCUCUGGGAGCAAUCAGGACCUUGGAGCUGGGGCCAGGGAUAACACUAGGGAAGACGACAGCAGCAGCCGCAUCGUGAAUGGAACCGACUGUGAGAAGAAUUCCCAGCCAUGGCAGGGGGAGCUGUUGCUGGGACCCAACCAGCUCUACUGCGGGGCCGUGUUGGUGCAUCCGCAGUGGCUGCUCACGGCAGCCCACUGUAGGAAGCAACUUUUCAGAGUCCGUCUUGGCCAUCGUUCCCUGUCACCCAUGUAUGAAUCUGGGCAGCAGUUGUUCCGGGGGAUCAAAUCCAUCCCCAACCCUGGCUACUCCCACCCAGGCCACUCCAACGACCUGAUGCUCAUCAAACUGAACAGAAGAAUCCGUGAUUCUCAGUAUGUCAAGCCCAUCAACAUCUCCUCCCAUUGUCCAUCUGCUGGGACCAGGUGCUUGGUGUCUGGUUGGGGAACAACCAGCAGCCCCAAAGUGAACUUCCCCAAGGCCCUCCAGUGCUUGAACAUCACUGUGCUAAGUGACGAAAGGUGCAAGAAGGCAUACCCAGGACAGAUAGAUUGCACCAUGUUCUGUGCCGGUGACGAGGCAGGCAGAGACUCCUGCCAGGGUGAUUCUGGGGGCCCUGUGGUCUGCAAUGGCUCCCUGCAGGGCCUUGUGUCCUGGGGAGAUUUCCCCUGUGGCCAGCCCAACAAACCCGGGGUCUACACCAACCUCUGCCAGUUCACCAAGUGGAUCCAAGAUACCAUCCGGUCCAACUAAUGAGUCGUCCCAGGACCCAACGUGCUGGCAUCCCCCAGCCCCUGCAGGGACCCCAACAGUCCUUCCAGAUCCCUAUUCCUUCCCAAGGAUGCUGAGGAUGUUGAUCUUUCUAGUUCCUGUCCCCAUGUGUCCUGGAAUCAGAAUCCCCUUCCCCAGCAGAGGACUGAGCCCGUCUCUCUAUUUGGAUCCUGGGGACAAUUCCCACAAUGACCAGGGCAGGGUUGCAUCUCAGUUUCCCCAGUGCUUCUGUCCUCAAGCCCAGAAACCAUCUCUUCUCUGCAGCUGUGACC
Molecule: messenger RNA, 1169 nt
Organism: Cynocephalus volans (Philippine flying lemur)
Lineage: Eukaryota; Metazoa; Chordata; Mammalia; Dermoptera; Cynocephalidae
Gene: KLK5
Product: kallikrein related peptidase 5
Exons: 5
Coding region: 1-879 (292 amino acids)
Biological process (GO): proteolysis
Molecular function (GO): serine-type endopeptidase activity
Source: RefSeq, a predicted model, not a curated record